Molecule: messenger RNA, 4995 nt
Organism: Daldinia caldariorum
Lineage: Eukaryota; Fungi; Ascomycota; Sordariomycetes; Xylariales; Hypoxylaceae
Exons: 3
Coding region: 129-4247 (1372 amino acids)
Molecular function (GO): protein binding
Source: RefSeq, a predicted model, not a curated record
CCUGAUUCCUCAACCAUUUACCGAUUCGUCUCGAAUUUCCCAAAGCUCAACACGCUACUUGCAUCGCCGAUUAAUACCAUCGGCAAUAUUUCUCGAAUAAAAGUUGCAGCCACUCCGGAACUGUGACAAUGCCCUCAAAUCUACCUUCAAGUUUCGCCUCAGCGGCUGCUGGUCAGAACCCGAACCGUGAUACGAGACCAGGUGCUAGAAGCGAUGGCCGAGGGAACUCUAGCGGGGAAUGGUCUAGGUCGGGACGAUCAACCAACGGCGGUACUCUUACGUUUCGUCGAAUAUCGACUACGCCCUCGAGCCAGUCGCUCAACAGCCAGAUGCAAACUUCCGAAUCCAGCCAGCCAGCCUCCGCUGACCCUGCUGUAAUUUCUGCUUUGCCGGUUGGCUCCACCAAUUUUGAAAACUCGGGUGUCCUCAGAUAUUCACGAGAGCAGCUCCUCUCUAUUUUCAGCGCGACCCACGACUCCAAUUCUCAACGACCUGACGUUUCCUCUCUAUUCGUCCCCGGAUGGAACCCCGGACAAAUCAACGGCACGGCAUCGAGAGGCUGGGGCAAGACUUCCGACUCCCACGUUGCCCCUCAGGAACCGGACAUUUGUUGGGAUACGCCGGGAUCAACGACCGCUGUAGGCUUACAGGAGAUGAGCUCCGAGGAGAAAGAGCUGUUCGCAUCCGAUGUCAAUUCCGCUGUGAAACCUCCGGCUCAGAAUAAAGACGGAAAUCAUCCGGGAGGAGGCGUAAACGGUCGGAAGGCUUCCCUUUCCCACGGAACUACUAACACAUUUGGACUCGCUUCACCUUCGGCUACGUCGAGACCCGGUACGAGACGGCGUGAAACUACCGAUACGAAUCCGUAUUCUGGUGGCGGUGGCUUAACUUCUCCUGCAUCCGCAACGCGCCCAUCACGAGACGAUGCGUCGUUCUGGCUCGGCCGAAAGAACGCAGACCCCAAGGAUUCAACUUUCGAAGAGCCUGAAGAAGAUGCUAGCGCGAGAGAGACCCCCGCUAAAUCUCUGCCUUUUGGCGGUCUGAUGCGCAACAACACGACUCCGAGCAGCUCGGGUUUCGGGGCAGUAUCUCCCUGGCAGACGUCAGGCCCGACUACCUUGCCCGGCAUAGGUAGCUUCGGCAAUUUUGCGCUUCCUGGUUCUACGCUGGGGGACAAGCGACCUGGAAACCCGCGCGGCGAAAGUCGCUUGGCGCACUUGCUCCCAAAAGAAAGCUCUGAUAGUAUUGCGACUAAGGCGGGCGAGGGUGGUACUUCGGAUCCCAACCGUCCUUGGCGUCCGCGCCAGCGUACCGAUACGGACCCCUUCGGCGGCGAAGAUAGCGUCUCGGGUAGUGCUGUUCUGGGAGGCGCUCAGGAUACGAGUCCUCCCCCAAUGUCCCACCCGCCGCUUCAUACCUCGUUUGAUACGCCGGUGAAAGGUUCGACUAGCGAUUUUGGGAUGUCCAGUCUCAACUUGGGAGGCCAUCACGAACAUGAUCAAGCGCCUUUGAGUCCGUCGGAGACAAACCCAUAUCGAAGCCCCCCCGGCGAACGAAACGAGCAUGAAGAUGUGGGAGACAGGCAGCACGGCUCAACUGGCAUCGCGGAUCACGUUUCGGGUUACGGCGGGGGUCUGCCACGCUCGUUUGCCCACGCGGCGUUUGACGGUAGCGAUCGUAGCCAGACAUCCAGCGUCGGCGCCAAGGCUUACCCGCCGUUGAGCAAUCUGACCGGUUGGCCGUCUUCGAGCACGCCAGACCGCGAGCGUGCUCCGUUCUCGGGCUUUGGCGGCUCCCUCUUCGGUCCCGUUGGGGAUUUACAGUCCCCGAGUCUCGGUAAUCUCGGUGGCGUGUUUGGUCCCGCGAGUACUACCGGCUUUGGCGGCUCCGGAUCUUUUGGCCGAGCCAGCAAGCUCGGCUCCCUAUUUCCUCCAGCUAUGCAAGCGCAAAUGCAAGCCCAGGACAAUGAUAAUCUUAGCGAUUCGGUGCCGGACCUUCGUCAGCCUAAUCCGUUAGGCGCCAUUGGCCGCACUGCUCCAGGCGAUCAUAGCCGCGAAACAGGCAGCCCCAUGAGGUCUGGCAGAGGAAUCUUUGGCGACAUGUUUACCCCGGUCGAGACCAGUCGAACACCAGGCGCUGCGGAAAGCCUGCAUGGCAUUUCGGCUGCUCCUCAUAACCAGAGCUUUACGGCGACAAGCAAUGCGCCUUCGUACGCCGCCAGCCAGACUUCCGAGCCCCCUUCUGUUCAGUCCCGUACUAUGGUUAUGCCUGAUCGUAUGCGAUGGGUGUAUCUGGACCCUCAAGGUCAACAGCAGGGUCCGUUCACUGGGUUAGAAAUGAACGACUGGUAUAAGGCCAAUUUCUUUACACCUGAUCUGCGAGUAAAGAAACUUGAAGAUUCAGAAUUUGAGCCUCUGGGUCAAUUAAUCAGGCGUAUCGGCAACUCUCGCGAACCCUUCCUCGUACCUCAGAUUGGUAUACCGCACGGACCUCCAUCUCAGACCGGUCCUUUCUCUAAUUCGGGCGGCGUGAUUCAGCCUCCUCUUGUCAAUGCCUUCCCGAGUUUCGGAAGGACUUUGACGGCAGAAGAGCAGAAUAAUCUCGAGAGACGCAAACAAGAGGAGCAAUAUUUGAUGGCUCGACACCGGGAAUACUACGCAACCCAGCAAUCGAUGGGCAGAGUCCCGAUACCCGGCGUUCCGGGAUUGCAUCAUCAUUCCAGCGCUCACAGCCUUCAAAGUCAACCGAGUUUCGGCAGUAUCACAUCGCCCAUUGCGAUGCCCCCUCAGCCCCCGAUCGGCGCCAUUGGAACCUCGAGCUCUUUUUUCGACGCGCCAGCUACACAUCAAGCCGCCAUACCAGGUAGUUCUGGUCAAGGACUAGACAUGUUUCGAGAAGACGAGCUAGCUCGUCUAUCAGGACCAGAACGCCAGAUGUUAGCUGGCCUCCACGGUGCCGGGGCUAUAGGCGGCAAUGUCCCACCACAACCCAUCGGCGCGCCCACCUCGGAAGCAGGUGUGCGCGGCCAGCUCCCUAGCUCUCACGAACUCAGCGAGGACGCUGAAGGUUUUCGAGGGCGUUUGCAAGAAUUCGAAAAGCUUAGGGCACAGCACGAUGCCGAAAUGGCAGGACGGCAAGCUUCUUCACCUCUCCGCGAGAAGACUAACGAGCAAGGUGCGCAGAUGACCUCGCCCGCGCGACCCACCGAGCCUGAAUCGGUUUCUAAACAAUCCCCCGGAGCAGAGGCCGCUCGCCGUCAAGCCGAGAACGAGCAAUCAGCUGCUUUGACCAAGCAGUACCAACAGUCCCAAGCUGCCGCGGCUGCCGCGAAAAUCAGCGGGCUCCCGAUGCCUUUCCCACCACCUCCUUCGGCCACACCUCUACCCGCUCCUGCUCCUCAACGUGUUAAAUCUAACCUACCAGACCAAUACGCUACGAGUUCCCGGUCGGGUACGCCAGAUAUUGCGCCGUCAUCGGCUACGGUUCAGCCGCCACCUCUCGCACCUUGGGCUAAGGACAGUAAUUUAGAAUCGCACAAGGGACCCAGUCUCAAAGAGAUUCAGCAAGCGGAGGCCCAGAAGGCAGCUAAGGCGGAGGAAGCGGCAGCUCUUGCGCGACGUGCUCUACUUGAACAAGAAGCGGCACGAGAAAGAGAGAAGGCUGCUGCCGCCGCUCCUGGAUUACCUACAACUAGCACUUGGGGAACUGCGUCCCCCGUCAAUCCUAGCGCAGCUAGCAGCCCGUGGGCAAAGCCGGCUCCUGGAAAGGCCCCUGCGGCUGGACCUGCGGCUCAGGCGCAAUCUUCAGAUAAGAAGAAGACCCUGGCCGAGAUUCAGCGCGAAGAGGAGGCUCGCAAGCAGAAAGCGAAGGAGGCGGCCUUACAGACCGGACCCCCGCCUAGUGUCGGAAAGCGAUACGCUGAUCUCGCCAGCAAACCCAACACCGCAUCGGUCCCUAGCCAAGCGACCAACAAUAACAGCUCAGGAUGGGCUACGGUUGGAGCUGGAGGUAAAGUAAAGGCUCCAACCGGUCCGUCUUCGCAAGUGCGACCUACCAGCAGCGCCGCCAAACCGGUGGCUGCGGCUCCAACACCUACCUCGCGACCUGCUGUGAAGCCGUCGAAUUCCGCAGCCGGCACUGGCCACACGGAGGCUAUGGAAGAAUUUACUAAAUGGCUUCACAGUCAGUUGGCUAAAGGAAUUACAGGUGUUACGGACAGUAAGUUAAAGCCAUACGGACCGGGUUGAAUGACAAGACAGCUAACAAAAUGUGCGCAACAGUUGAAGCUUUUGCCAAUACGUUGAUAGGGUUCCCCCUUGUAGGUGAUCUGAUCUCGGACGCGAUCUACGCCAACUCUAAAACGAUGGACGGUCGUCACUUUGCCGAAGAGUUCAUUCGGCGCAAGAAGCUAGCUGAUAAGGGCGUGGUCGAGAAGCAGCCGGCUAAAAGUCCGUCUGCAGACACGCAGUCGAGCACUGCGGGUGGAUGGAACGAGGUAGCGAAGAAAAGCAGUUACAAGGAAUCUACUAGCGAUGCUAGCUUAAUGCAAGGUGCUGGCUUCAAGGUUGUACCUGGCCGAAAGAAGGGGAAGAAAUGAAGUAGAUUAGUUGUAACUGUGGUGUGCUAAUAUCGGCUGGAGAGUUGAGCCUCUAACGAAUGAUAUUAAUGAAGCUCUUGUGACCUUGACUUUCGUUUGUGUACACCAGGUGAUGUUCAUGCGAAAAUGAGUUCGGUUCUGUUUUAAGAUAGCUUCACGACCCAAAGUGUAAUUACCUCCCUAGGUGCUUCGUUAAUGCUCUAGUUUUUUCAACCUAGUCUUCGAGCUUUGCUAUAACCUGACUUGAAUGAGAGCCUAAGUUAAUUUAAAAAAGUAGCAUGAUGGAAGCUUUCUUUUUCUAUCUCUUUCUUUCUUCCUUUUUAUUUUAUUUUAUUUCUUCCCCGUAAGUUAGGUAGUAUGGGUUUGAAUACACCUCCUAUUCUAGCACUUUGCCUGUG